Messenger RNA from Amphiprion ocellaris (clown anemonefish), 4397 nucleotides. RefSeq names its product transmembrane channel-like 2a (gene tmc2a). Lineage: Eukaryota; Metazoa; Chordata; Actinopteri; Pomacentridae. Gene Ontology annotation, biological process: detection of mechanical stimulus involved in sensory perception of sound; vestibular reflex. The coding region runs from base 306 to 3176 and encodes 956 amino acids. The record is from RefSeq and is a predicted model, not a curated record. Gene Ontology annotation, cellular component: plasma membrane. The transcript has 21 exons. Gene Ontology annotation, molecular function: mechanosensitive monoatomic ion channel activity.
GAAGAAGCGAUCUCUGCGAGAGAAAAGGAAGCAUGAAAAAGCUAAGACAAAAGGUUAAAACUUUAAGAAGAUUUAAGAUAAAUAAGAAGAAAGAAGAAAACCCAGGAUAAUUCCUCUCUCGGUACUCAGCCAACGAGAGUUUGCUGCACCUGUCGACAGCAGGUCACAUGCAGCAGUCGUCAUAGUGACGGCGAUUUCAGACACCUGAGUCUGGUGCUGGCUGGAAGCCGAGGCAGCCGGACGGAUGGAUAGUUAGAAGGUAGAAGCAGCAGAGGACACCAGGACAGACAUUAUUUUUAUUCAUCAUGCCGAGGAAAAAUGAUGCAGCAAAAAUGGACGAAGUUGGGAUAGAGAUAGAUGGGGAGGUGAGCGACAGUGAUGACGGUGUGGCCCAGAGGAGAAACAACAGGAGGCAGGCGGCUGGAAGAGGAGGUGCAAAAGGACGAGGCCGAGGCAAGAAACCAGCCAGCGAUGAGGAGGAGGAGGAUGACGAGGAGGAAGAUGAAGCUCCCAGGGGACGAAGGGGAGCGAACAAGAAGAAACCAGCCAAGAAACGUGGUGAUGAUGACAGCGAGGACGAAGCUCCGAAGAGGAAACGAGGAGGUGCAGCCAACAAGAAGAAAGGAGGCAAAGCUCAGGACAGUGACGAGGAGGACAGUGAUGCUCCGAAAGGACAGAAAGGAAGAGGGGGGAAGGGAGGAAAGAAAGGAGGGAAGGAGGAAGAGGAGACCAAGGGGAAAAAGGGAGACGCCAAAGGAAAGGACAAAGGCAAAGACAAGGAUGAUGACAAGGACAAGAAAAAGAAGAAAAAGAAGGAUGACAGUUCAUCUGAUUCCAGUUCAAACUCGGAUGAGGAGGAGGAGUCCAUGUCGGAGGGCGAGAUGGCCCGACUGAUGGAGGAGGUGGAGGAGAAGAAGAAGCUGAUCGCCAACAUCAGGAACAAGCCGUGGAGGAUGAAGCGACGGCUGACACACCUGAAGGAGGCUCAGGCGUUCGUGGAUAAGUUUGAAGGAGCUUUGGGCAAAGGAAAAGGCAGGAAGUGGUACGCUUAUAAAGUGAUGAUGACGAAGAAAUGGAUCAAGUUUCAGAGGGAUUUUGAGAACUUCAGAACAGCCUGUAUCCCCUGGGAGAGGAAGAUCAAAGAGGUUGAAAGUCACUUUGGGUCAUCCGUGGCGUCUUACUUUAUCUUCCUGCGCUGGAUGUACGGCAUGAACCUCGUCCUGUUUGGCUUCACUUUUGGACUCGUGGUCAUUCCAGAGGUCCUGAUGGGUCUUCCAUAUGGAUCUAUCCCCAGGAAGACGGUACCCAGAGAGGAGCAGGACACAGCUCAAGACUAUUCUGUCCUCAUGGACUUCAACGGAUACUGCAAAUAUUCAGUCUUGUUCUAUGGGUUUUACAACAACGAGAGGACCAUCGGUUUGCUGAAGUUCAGGCUGCCUCUGUCCUACCUCAUGGUCGGGAUCGGUACAUUCGGCUACAGCCUGAUGCUCGUGAUUCGCACAAUGGCCAAGAAUGCUGAUGUUGGCGGUGGAGACGGAGAGGAAGGAGAGUUCACCUUCGCCUGGAAGAUGUUCACCAGCUGGGAUUACCUCAUCGGCAACGCAGAGACUGCAGACAACAAGUACGCCUCCAUUACCACCAGCUUCAAGGAGUCCAUCGUGGACGAGCAAGAGAACCAGAAGGACGAGAACAUUCACCUGAGGAGGUUCCUCAGAGUCCUGGCUAACUUCCUGAUCACCUGCAGCCUUGGCGGCAGCGGCUACCUCAUCUACUUCGUCGUGAAAAGGUCUCAGGAGUUCGCCACCAGGGACGACCUCAGCUGGUACGAGAAGAACGAGCUGGAGAUCAUCAUGUCUCUGCUGGGUCUGGUGUGUCCUCCUCUGUUCGAGACCAUCGCUGAGCUGGAGGACUACCACCCUCGAAUCGGCCUCAAAUGGCAGCUUGGACGCAUCUUUGCCCUCUUCCUGGGAAACCUCUACACCUUUUUGUUCGCCCUGUUUGAUGAAGUCAACACCAAGCUGGAAGAAGAACAGGCCAUAAAGAAUGCUUCCAUCUAUGCCAUGAAGGAAUACUACGCCAACUACUCACGUUUGGUCAACGACAGCGAGGCCACGCCUCCACCGAUGAACCCGGCCGAUGUUAUCAGAGGACCCUGCUGGGAGACGGCCGUCGGCAUAGAGUUUGUGAAGCUGACGGUGUCGGACAUCCAGGUGUCCUACCUCACCAUCCUGAUCGGUGACUUCGCCAGAGCCGUCAUCGUCCGGUUCCUCAACUACUGCUGGUGCUGGGACCUGGAGGCUGGAUUUCCGUCGUACGGAGAGUUCGACAUCAGUGGAAAUGUUCUCGGACUCGUCUUCAACCAAGGGAUGAUCUGGAUGGGAGCGUUUUAUGCUCCAGGUCUGGUCGGCAUCAACGUCCUGCGCCUGCUCAGCUCCAUGUACUACCAGUGCUGGGCCGUCAUGGCCACCAACGUCCCCCAUGAGCGAGUCUUCAAGGCCUCCAAGUCCAACAACUUCUACAUGGGUCUGCUGCUGCUCGUCCUCUUCCUCAGCCUGCUGCCGGUCGUCUACACCAUCAUGACGCUGCCGCCUUCGUUUGACUGCGGGCCUUUCAGCGGGAAAUCAAAGAUGUUUGAUGUUGUCAUGGAGACGAUCGACCUGGACCUGCCGGCCUUCAUGGGGACGUUGUUCAGCUACGCAGCCAAUCCAGGACUCAUCAUACCGGCUGUACUGCUCAUGGUACUGGCCAUCUAUUAUCUGAACUCAGUGUCUGAAGCCUACAAAAACUCCAACAUGGAGCUGAAGAAGAAGAUGCAGAUGGCUCGAGAUGAAGAGAAGAACCGGAGGAACAACACCGACAGCACCAACCAGGUCAUGAAGGACCUGGAGGACCUGCUGCCCAACCGAUCCCUGGCUCCUCCACCAGAACCGGAAAAACCUCCAGAACCGGAGCCGAAGCCGACUAAGACCAAACCCGGGGCGGCCGGUAAAGGCGUAAACCUGCAGAAAGACGUGGCUCUGGCUUCACCCAACCCCAACGCUCGAGGGCCGGUGAGUCGAGCACCAGGACCGAGAGGACCAGGACCAGGACCAGGACCAGGACCUGGACCUGGACCUGGACCUGGACCUGGACCUGGACCGGGUCGAGGCCGCGGCAGAGGGCCUCCUCCGAGAUAACAGUGUGAGAAAACUUUACUGUAGGUUGUUUUUAUCCCUCAGAACUCCUCUUAGAGAAGCAAAACAGGUCUAAACACAUUCAACAGGCUUUUCUCAGAUAGUGGUGUUUAAAAAGGACUUUUAAGAGGUUUUCAUGUUUCCUGACUGGCAUCAACAACAAGUAUUUUUCUUUAAACUGUAGCCUGAAGUACAGUUUUGAAACUCAUUGCUGUAAAAACCUCAAUUUUGUCUUGAGCAACCUCUAAAGUCCAAACAAAGACUGUGUUGAUCUGUGUUUUCUAGGUCUGUUGGCACCUUGUUGGGCCUUUUGAGAACAUUUAUGACCCAAAUAUAGUCUUUUGGUUCAAGCUUAUUCAUGAAAUACAAGGAGAACUCGCUUGUUUUUUGUUUUGGCUGGUAGGUUUCUGUUGAAAUCUUGUAUGAGGAUGCUUUAAAUGUGAUUUUGUAAGCUAAUAUUUGGUUUCCUCCCUCUCACAGUCUUCAUUAAUGAAUGGUAUUACCUCAUUUGUCAUGGAAAAACUUAACCAAAGCAACUUUAAAUUAACCUUAAAUUAAGAUUUUCUUGUUUUCGAGGUUAAAGAUGAACUUUUAUUCUGACAUUUAAUGUUGCUCAGGUUCUUUAUUAGUUCUCAGUGUACAUUUUGAGCUUGUAUGAGCAUUUUUUAACCCUAUUUAAAUGUGAAGUAAGCAAUUCCUGAGAGAGUUUGUAGAUAUUUGAGUGUUGUAUUUUCAUGACAGCGACACAAACAAAUGGACUACAAGUGACGAAAAGUGAAAAGUUCCAGCCGUAAGUUCAUGAAAGUGGAUGUUUUUUCUUGUAGUUGAAGGAAAUCAAACGUUAGAAUAUAAAAUGUCAUCAAUUUUAUGAAAAAACGUGCUUAAAGUGGGUCAUCGGGCAAUUUUUAAGAAAAAAAUUGAAGUUUUUAAGAAUUUCUCAGUAAAUAUUUGAUACAUGAAGCUAAAACCCAACAGUUAAAGUAAACAGAUGAAGCCAAGCUAGUUAUUCAGUAAUUAAAUGUCAAUUUGUUAAUAAUAUUGAACACAUUUCCACACUGUUAUAAAUUUGGUUUGUUCAUAUUCUUCACGUAAACACAGUUUGUGGCUACGACUGAUAUUCAUUCUCACAUUCAGUCUUUUUUGAUUUUUUUCUAACUUUUUCUUACUUUGUAAUUCAUUGUAUGAUUCUGACUUUCCAAUAAAGAGUAAAAUCUUUUAAUAACA